AUGCUUGGCAUACUGCCCCCUUAUGGCGACCCCGCCAAACCCUCGGUGGCUUGGGGAGUCGUCAUAGUCGCCUGUAUCGUCAAUUUCCUCGACCUCUUCCAGAGUUCUAUGGUAAUGUUCGGCCUGGCCGACAUUCAGGAGGCAAUGGACUUCAAUCACAGUGAUCUGAACUGGAUCUUGGUUGCAUACACGCUCACAUUUGCUACAAUUCUCCCCGUUGGGGGCCAACUGGCUGAUCGCAUGGGUUUACGCCUCACCUUUCUCAUUGGCACUUUGAUGUUAUUCUGGACAAAUAUCCUCAUCUCUUGGGCCCCAGAUCAGAAUAGUCUGCUUGCUGGUCGAGCCUUAGCUGGCGUCGGGGCCGCCUUGACACCUUCUAAAAAUAUCACGAAGUGCGCGACAGGAAUCUCCGUGAUAAGUCACACAUUUCCACCAGGCAAGAAUCGGAAUAAUGGAUUGGCAAUUUAUGUCUCUUGUGGACCGAUUGGUACGGUGCUGGGCGUUAUCCUUGGGGCGCUGCUCACAGCAUCCGCAGCUGGUUGGCGUUCGAUGUUCUGGUUGAACUUCAUCCUAGCCGGUAUUGCUUGCAUUCUGGGCUUACUGAUCAUUCCAAAUUUUGACCGGGACACAACACGUGGAUUUGAUUACUAUGGCGUGGCAACCUUCAUGGCUGGGACCUGCUUGUUGAUCUAUGGAUUGAACGAUGCGGCAGACAAAGGCUGGAAGCAUCCUGCUAUCAUUGUCACCAUAGUCCUGGGUGGCCUGCUUCUCCUGGCGUUCCCUCUUGUCGAACGCAAGGUAAAUGAUCCGGCGGUACCGGUUUCGAUCAUGCGCAACCCCCAUGUCCUUGUCCCUUUGACUGUGUUCAUGUUUGUUGGCGGUGGCUGGGUUACUUGGUUCUACUUGGCCACGGAGAUAUGCCUUAAUUCACUUCAUUACAAGACGGUUCUCGCGGCCUGUUACUUUCUGCCUGCGACAGCAGUUUCAAUCAUUGGCGGUGGCAUUGGCAACAAGUUAGUUGGCAUGGGCCAUACGAAGAUUGUCAUUGUAGGCGGAUAUGUGAUCAGUGUGGGUGCACUCGUCCCGUGGGGGUUUGUCGGACCUCAGUUCGGGAUUUGGUAUGUGACUGUCUUCUCAAUGCUAUACCUGUUUGCAGCACCCGGGAUAGCAGUGGCUGCGCAGGCCAUCGUACUAAAUGAGAUACCCCUCGAGGAUCACGGCACUGCAGCGGCUCUUAUGAACGUCAUGUAUCAAUUCGGAAGUUCUCUUUUCCUUGCAGUUGUCAAUGUCGUGAUGGGAAGUACUGCGGGUGCCGGAGAGACAAACCAGGACCUCCUGGCCCAGUACCAUAAUGGCAUGUGGACAUUGCUCGGUUUCACUUCCGUGGGGUUGAUUCUGUUUGUGGUAUUCUAUCUUCCACGUGAGUCUCGCCAGGCAGGCAUGGUCGAGAAAAGCCGUGGGGAGGCCUUUCAAGCCAAGGACGAAGAGCACACUAUUUUACCUCCU
Penicillium waksmanii is the source of this 1506-nucleotide messenger RNA. RefSeq names its product Major facilitator superfamily domain general substrate transporter. Gene Ontology annotation, molecular function: transmembrane transporter activity. The annotation marks the transcript as partial. Gene Ontology annotation, biological process: transmembrane transport. Gene Ontology annotation, cellular component: membrane. NCBI's taxonomy places the organism in Eukaryota, Fungi, Ascomycota, Eurotiomycetes, Eurotiales, Aspergillaceae. The transcript has 4 exons. The record is from RefSeq and is a predicted model, not a curated record.